UAACUAUUCACAAUGUUUUGUAUAUUACUUCUACUCUUCGCUUUAACUACCGAAGUCUUCACAAAGUACUAUUUUCUAGAUCAAAAUUACUAUGACUUAGAUUACGUUGAAUACAUAUUCCAAGAGUAUAUGGAUAAAUAUAACAAGGAAUACGAUGACGACGAAUACGCACAUCGUUUAGAGCUUUUCAAAUACAGAUUGAGCAAAAUCAACGAAUGGAACGAAAAAAAUCCAGGAAUGUAUGGCUUGAACGAGUUCUCAGAUCUUACGAAUGAGGAGUUUUCACAAAUGUAUCUGGGGAUUGAAGGAAAUUUUAGUAGUGAUGCUGUAGAUUUGGAAAUAGAUGAAAUAGGAAGAUCUGGAAUCCCAGAAUUCUUGGAUUGGCGAGACGAGGGUGUAGUUACUCCUGUCAAGAAUCAACACACUUGUGGUUCUUGUUAUGUUUUCAGUGCUGUUGCACACAUUGAAAGUCAAUUUGCGAUGAAGCACCAUUCUAAUCAGGUUAUUCUAUCCGAACAACAGGCUCUUGAUUGUGAUCACUUCGAUUGUGGAUGUACAGGUGGACUACCAAGCAACGUGAUCAUUUCUUUAGCUUUACAAGGAGGUUUAAUGCCACAGCAAAGAUAUACAUACGUUCACGAAAAGUUAAAUUGUAGACUCAAUAAAAGCGAAAUAGUUGUCAAAGUUAACGGGCUCAACUUCGCAGGAUCCCUAAGUGAAGAUAUGCUUAAAUACGCAGUAGCUACUUACGGACCUCUGUCAAUCGCUCUUAACAUCACAGAAGAAUUUCGAGAGUUCAAGUCUAGUAAGGUUUUUACACCUUAUGGCGGCAAAAAUAUGGGAAAGCAUGCAGUAUUAUUAGUGGGAUAUGGAAGAGAUAAUGAUGAAGAUUAUUGGAUCAUCAAGAAUUCCUGGGGACGUAAUUGGUGUGAUAGAGGAUACAUGCGUUUGAGGCGGGGCAUUGGAGCUUGUGAUAUUGGCUCUUACGUUGCUAUGGCCGACACUAUCACCAAGAUGCUUUUAAUAUUAUUCCUUUCAUUGACAUUCACGGCAGAAGUUUGGUCUAAAUAUGAAUUACUGGAGCAAGAUCAUUAUGAUAUCGACAAAAUAUCCACAAUCUUUGACCAAUUUAUCGAAAGAUAUGAGAAGAAAUACUCACCAACAGAAUAUAAUUACCGGUUAGGUGUUUUUAAGGAGACCUUGCUAAAUCUUAAUAAAUGGAACAAAGAAAAUCCUGGAAUGUAUGGAAUAAACGGGUUAUCUGACCUUACAUUUGAAGAAGUAUCUAAAACUUAUAUGGGCUUUAAUAUUAAUUUGGAUACUAAAACAAGUGAAAGAGCACCUGAAUAUCAGAGGAAAGGUUGCGAUGAACCACCUAAAUAUAUAGAUUGGAGAGAUUUUGGCUAUGUUACACCGGUAAAAAGCCAGUUUACUUGCGGCUCUUGUUAUAUUUUUAGUGCUGUUGGGCACAUAGAAGGAAUACACGCCAAAAAGCACAACACAACAGCAAUAAGUUUAUCAGAACAGCAAGUACUGGACUGUGAUCCGUAUGAUGGGGGCUGUUUCGGAGGACUCCCUCACCAAGUCUUCAAGUACUUAAAAGAAAAGGGCUUGAUGCGAGCGGAUGAUUAUCCUUACGAAAACAAGCAAGGAGACUGCAUGAUUGACAAUAGCAAAAUAGCAGUCAAUGUUACGGGUGGCAAACACUUUUUCGAUAUCUCAGAAGAGGAUUUAAAAGACGCAGUAGCAAACCAGGGACCUAUAUCAAUUGGUAUGCUAUUCACGGAAAAAAUGCGUCACAUAACAACUGGAAAAGUUUACAAGCCCGCUGACGAUGACUGCACGGAAAAUUAUAUCAACCACGCUGUUCUCAUAGUUGGAUAUGGAAGAGAUAACGACGACGACUACUGGAUUAUCAAGAACUCCUGGGGCACGCAUUGGGCUGAUAGAGGGUACAUGCGUAUAGUGCGGGGAUCUGAAGCGUGCUAUAUAGGACGGUAUGCUGCUAUGGCUGAAGUCGAUUAAACAGAAUGAAGAUUAGAGAAAAAGGAGUUAGAAUUAAAGAAAAUUCGACAAUUUUGUGUUUUGGAGAUUGUGUCUAUAACUUUGAGUAGAAGUAAAAUAAAAAAGUUUAAAAAUUG
Colias croceus (clouded yellow) is the source of this 2141-nucleotide messenger RNA. RefSeq lists its product as uncharacterized. NCBI's taxonomy places the organism in Eukaryota, Metazoa, Arthropoda, Insecta, Lepidoptera, Pieridae. The coding region runs from base 13 to 2025 and encodes 670 amino acids. Gene Ontology annotation, cellular component: lysosome. Gene Ontology annotation, molecular function: cysteine-type endopeptidase activity. The transcript has 10 exons. The record is from RefSeq and is a predicted model, not a curated record.